Molecule: messenger RNA, 1399 nt
Organism: Abrus precatorius (Indian licorice)
Lineage: Eukaryota; Viridiplantae; Streptophyta; Magnoliopsida; Fabales; Fabaceae
Product: rho GTPase-activating protein 2
Exons: 4
Coding region: 26-1399 (457 amino acids)
Biological process (GO): signal transduction
Molecular function (GO): GTPase activator activity
Source: RefSeq, a predicted model, not a curated record
UAAAACUCCCAUCAAAGAGAGAGCAAUGACAGGGAUCGUAAUGGUGACUAAGGGUGGUGGUUGCGGUGGCGGUGGCAAGAGGAGCAGAGUCUCUGGAACCACCGAGGAAGAACAACACAACCAACUCUCCCUCGUCGCUCUUCUCUUGGCGGCUAUAAGAAAAUCAAUGGUUUCUUGCAGGGUCGACCAACCCGACGAUGUAAUCUCCACCGUCCAUCACAUGGAGAUCGGAUGGCCUACCAACGUCCAACACAUCACUCAUGUCACUUUCGAUCGCUUCAACGGCUUUCUCGGUCUCCCCGUUGAGUUCCAAGUCGAGAUCCCAGCUCCCGUUCCCAGUGCCAGUGUAAGUGUGUUUGGUGUCUCAGCAGAAUCUAUGCAGUGCUCUUAUGAUUCUAAAGGAAACAGUGUUCCCACUAUUCUCUUGCUAAUGCAGGACCGUUUAUACUCACAGGGAGGCUUAAAGGCUGAAGGUAUAUUUCGUAUAAACCCAGAAAAUAGUCAAGAGGAGCAUGUGAGGGACCAGUUGAAUAGAGGCAUUGUGCCAGAUGACAUUGAUGUUCACUGCUUAGCGGGACUAAUCAAAGCUUGGUUCCGAGAGCUUCCCUCAGGAGUGCUUGAUGGACUUUCCCCUGAGCAAGUUCUUCAGUGCAAUACAGAAGAAGAUUCUGUUGAGCUUGUGAGGCAGCUAAAGCCAACUGAAUCUGCCUUACUCAACUGGGCUAUUGGUCUUAUGGCCGAUGUUGUGGAAGAGGAAGAGUUUAACAAAAUGAAUGCAAGAAAUAUUGCAAUGGUUUUUGCUCCAAACAUGACUCAGAUGUCUGAUCCUCUAACUGCCCUGAUGCAUGCGGUGCAAGUGAUGAACUUACUCAAGACACUGAUAAUGAAGACACUUAGAGAACGUGAAGAAACAGCUACAGGUGGGUAUUCUCCUAUGUCAUUUCACUCGUCAGAUCGCCAAUCUGAAGAUGAAUAUGACAGUCAGCGAGAAAUGGACACCAGCGGUGAAUUGAGAGGAACCAAAUCAGAUUAUGAUGAUCAUGCUCACUACAGCCAUAGUAGUGAAGAGGAAGAAGGGGAGGCUGAAUCUUUAAGUGAGAUAGAGGAAUGCUUCUUGAAACAGUUGGAUGAGAACACCAAAUCAUUCUCAGAAGUACCUGCAGGUAAUUUGCAAGAGUACGUUAGCUCCAGAAGUUGCUCUGGCUAUGUCAUGGAACCUGCUACAUCAGUUUCCGACAGCAAAGCAGGGAAUUCCUGCUCGAGGACAACACUGACUAGUUUGAGCUCAAAUGUUGACACAAGUAGUCCAUCAAUAGGAUAUGCUGGCACCAAUGAUAUGGAUAUGAUGGAUAAAUUUACGGAUUCUAUUUCACCGGUGCCACUUCUUGCUUCUAGUUAA